AUAUUCGUUCUCGUAGUCCUACAAAUUAUUUAUUUCCGACGAUCAAUUUUUAUUAUUGCGAUACCGGUUAUGAUUGUCUUAACAACAGCGUUCAGUAUAAUCGAGCGAAGAUAUAUCUUUAUGUGGCCGAUUAUUGCAUUUUCUUGUUUUCAUAUUAUAUUGUCGCUUUAUUUCCUGCUAAUAUUUUCUUAUUUCUACUUCUUCAAGCCUUUAUAUAUCAUUAUGGUACUAAACUGGGUCUUCGACACUUUCCAUACAACAAAGACAACUUCAUAUUAUGUGCAUUGCUUUGUGAUUUCAAUGAGUACCAUAAGUUUUGGUUUAUUCAAUUUAUGGCAACUAUGGAUUUCACAAAAUUUUCAAAAUUAUGUACGUCUUCAUUUCGAGCUUCGAAAUUUAUCAACCGACAUCACUAACGAAAAAUCGAUCAAGAAUGCUAAUCUAGUUGUAUAA
This is a messenger RNA of Dracunculus medinensis (Guinea worm), 453 nucleotides long. NCBI's taxonomy places the organism in Eukaryota, Metazoa, Nematoda, Chromadorea, Rhabditida, Dracunculidae. The record is from the annotation of a GenBank genome assembly.